This is a messenger RNA of Seminavis robusta, 1842 nucleotides long. The record is from the annotation of a GenBank genome assembly. Lineage: Eukaryota; Bacillariophyta; Bacillariophyceae; Naviculales; Naviculaceae.
AUUCGGCUGGCAGUACCAUACCAUCCACAGUACGGUAGUGCCAAAGGCUCAGUGAACAUUCCUGUACCGUUCUUGCCACAACAUCUCGGCGCACUCCAACAGCGCACUUCUCUCCCACAGCGUUGGGUGGAGGCACGUUGUCCCCUCACUACAAACUUUGUGACAGUCGCACAUUUCUUGCAAUUGUGACGGGGCGCGGCAGAACGGAUCCAAGUGGCUAAUUACCUUGUUUGCAACGCACAAAACGUCUGGAACAGUUCCAAAAAGCGUUACGGUUUAUAGCGAAGGACCGGCACACAAAAGCGAAAGGUUGGUUGCAAAAGAGCAUCGCCAUGUUCUACAUGAUGGCUAUGGAUCCCUCCAACAACACUGGCAAGAUGAAGAAGAGACAGAGCCUAACGAGACAGAGAUCGACGACCAACAAUAAUAGUACCCGAUUUCCUAGGGUACGCAGUUGGAAAGGUGACGAAACAAUGAGAAAGAUCAUUGAAAAGUACGUUAAGAAUGGUGGAGGAGAGGCCAAGGUCAAGAAGGUAAUGGGGAAGAAAAUGCGAGAAAACCCAGCAGGAAAAGCUACUAAUGCCCAUGGGAAGGAGAGUAGCCCCCUUUUAAGAAAGCAACAGAAGCACAAGGAGAAACCACCACGACAACAGCCGCCGUCAUCAGCAAACAGCGUUGCACCGUCUGUGUCGGCUGCCGAUAUGGAACUUGUCCGUGAAAAGUUCGCGCUGGAAGUCUUGAAACAAGAACAAACCAAGCUCCUUGUGAAGCAAGAGAAGAAGAAAGAGGAAGAGGCUAGAAGAGUGUCAACACAUACGAGGAAAGAACGGAAGAAGUUUGCAUCCAUGAUGAUGCAGAGCUACGCCAAGUCUGCUGUUCCGGACUACAUGCCAGGUCCGGAUUCUCCCACUAGCCACGCUACGGCUGCUACAACAGUGAUGAGCGAUAGUGCCGUUGCUUCUGAGCCGCAGCAGGAGUCACAGCCACAGAUCAGGAAGUUCGGAUCCCCGCAGCCGGGAAAGACGACCACGAGUACUGGUACAGUGAAGAACCAUGUAGUACCAGUGGGCAUAAAGAAGACUCGUGAUAGUCCCCGGCAAAGCGAGGAACUCGUUGAUCCACUGCUCGGUGCCCCUCGACAAUGUGAAAAUGGAAAGGGGGAGGUACCCGCUGUGAAUACGACUCGUCAAAGUGCUCAGGAGGAAGAUCAGGAACGAGAUGAUGCCGUGAUCCCCGUGGUGGAGGGGACUCAUCAGAGUGCCGACGCAGAUCAGGAACGAGAUGAUGCAGUUCCCCAUCGCGAAACUGAAACCGAAAAUGGUAAGAUCCGAAUCAUUGCUAGUAGUCAAAGACGACAACGACAUGACGAAGUGGUGACCUGCCAAAGGGACGAGACGACAGAAGGAGAGGAGGAAGACGAUAUGUCGGAUUCUUUUGACUACGAAUCAACUUCUUCGUUGACCGACUCUUCGGGGCUGGACUUGGACUUUGACUACAUCCCACAGAACCGCUAUGCAACAAAUGAUGGGAUCGAGCUGCAGCUAGAACCAACAUUUACGGAGGGUUGACAACGAAACGCAAUCUGCAUCCGUACCGACCGCGCUCCCUCGUCGGAUCUCCAAGUCGUCACACAGUCGGGUUGUCGUCGCUGUGUGCUGACUUGUGUGAGUUCCGAGUACAAUCUCAUCAUAUUUUCUAUGUUGUGCUAUAGUUUUUUCAUUGUUCCGUAUCGUGUGCUUGGCGAGUAGCGACAAUCUCUGGUGAAAAGUGAUUUAGCGGACUUGAUGUGAUGUAUUCAUAAAUCCACAAUAUAAAAAAGCUAAUCAAGUCCAGUUGAUCAUC